Molecule: messenger RNA, 2586 nt
Organism: Colossoma macropomum (tambaqui)
Lineage: Eukaryota; Metazoa; Chordata; Actinopteri; Characiformes; Serrasalmidae
Gene: psmc1b
Product: proteasome 26S subunit, ATPase 1b
Exons: 10
Coding region: 265-1368 (367 amino acids)
Biological process (GO): proteasome-mediated ubiquitin-dependent protein catabolic process
Cellular component (GO): proteasome regulatory particle, base subcomplex
Molecular function (GO): ATP binding; proteasome-activating activity; ATP hydrolysis activity
Source: RefSeq, a predicted model, not a curated record
AAUUCCCAUAUCGGAGCAUCUUUAACGUUUUUUUUUGCUUGAUUACAGGGACAGAAUCAGAGUGGAGGACACGGCCCUGGGGGCGGCAAGAAAGAUGACAAGGAUAAGAAGAAAAAAUACGAGCCCCCAAUUCCUACCAGAGUUGGCAAGAGGAAGAGAAAGACCAAAGGACCUGAUGCUGCAAGCAAGCUGCCUUUAGUGACUCCUCACACUCAGUGCCGACUGAAGCUGCUCAAACAGGAGCGCAUUAAAGAUUACCUGCUGAUGGAGGAGGAGUUCAUCAGGAACCAGGAGCAGAUGAAACCACUGGAGGAGAAACAGGAGGAGGAGAGGUCGAAGGUUGAUGACCUGAGGGGGACGCCGAUGUCUGUAGGAACUCUGGAAGAGAUUAUUGAUGAUAAUCACGCCAUCGUGUCCACUUCUGUGGGGUCAGAGCAUUACGUCAGUAUCCUGUCCUUCGUGGAUAAAGACCUGCUGGAGCCCGGCUGCUCCGUUCUGCUCAACCACAAGGUCCAUGCAGUCAUUGGAGUGCUAAUGGACGACACUGACCCUCUGGUAACAGUGAUGAAGGUGGAAAAAGCUCCUCAGGAGACAUAUGCUGAUAUCGGAGGACUGGACAGUCAGAUCCAGGAGAUUAAGGAGUCAGUGGAGCUUCCUCUCACUCACCCAGAGUAUUAUGAGGAGAUGGGGAUCAAACCUCCUAAAGGAGUCAUUCUGUACGGCCCACCAGGAACAGGUAAGACCCUCCUGGCUAAAGCAGUGGCCAAUCAGACGUCGGCAACGUUCCUGCGGGUUGUAGGUUCAGAGCUGAUCCAGAAGUACCUGGGCGAUGGACCCAAACUGGUGCGGGAGCUUUUUAGAGUGGCUGAAGAACACGCACCUUCCAUCGUCUUCAUCGAUGAGAUCGACGCCAUCGGAACAAAGAGGUAUGACUCGAACUCUGGAGGUGAGCGUGAGAUCCAGAGAACGAUGCUGGAGCUCCUGAACCAGCUGGACGGCUUUGAUUCGCGCGGAGAUGUGAAGGUCAUCAUGGCCACCAACAGAAUAGAGACGCUCGACCCUGCUCUAAUCAGACCAGGUCGAAUUGACCGUAAGAUAGAGUUCCCCCUGCCGGACGAGAAAACCAAACGAAGAAUCUUCCAGAUCCACACCAGCAGGAUGACGUUGGCUGACGAUGUGACCCUGGAUGACCUCAUCCUGGCUAAAGACGAUCUGUCUGGAGCUGAUAUCAAAGCAAUCUGUACAGAAGCUGGUCUGAUGGCUCUGAGGGAGCGCAGGAUGAAGGUCACUAAUGAAGACUUUAAGAAGUCUAAAGAGAAUGUGCUGUAUAAGAAACAGGAGGGCACUCCGGAGGGGCUGUAUCUCUGAGCCUGGGGGCGUGUGACAGUGAGGAGACGUUCAUUCAGACUUUUCUUAGGGCUGGCCUGAAUCCUUUGAAUACUCAGAGAUAUUUGUUUGUUACGUUGGUAUUUGAUUCUGUAGUUGGUAUUUGGAAGCUUCAGUUUUUUUCAGAUAUGAUUGUAACUACAACACAGUUCUCCAGCAAAGGCCUUUAAAGAGCACAGUGAUUACAAUUAUUAUAUUGAAAAAUAGACAUCAUAGCUGGUGUAGUUUAGGCUUUCACAUCACCUCACCCUCAGAGCAGCCACUGAAGCUGAAAGAGCAGAGGUGCACGUGUGGGGGCACCUUCAUUUGUUGGAUGGUAAGAAAAAUGCUUAAAUUUGCAUUUCAGGUUGGUGUGGAGGCACGACAAGUUUGAUAAAUCAUUAAUAUAUAUAUUUUAUUGCACUGCCAGGGUGGUCAGUUCCACACUGUGUGUUGACCUCAGUGCUGCUUUCCAUGAUAAAAUUUGGUGAACUAGUCAAAAAAAGUGACUCAGUAAAAUAAAAGCAACAAACCAAAACCAAUGCAAAUUAAAACCCUGAUGGUGAUAAACAAUAACUUGAAUUUGGUAAAUUCUUAACAUCUGCUGUUUUUGAAGAAGAGGGCUUCAUUUGCGACCUCUGUAGCAACAUACGGUCUGCGGUACUAAUACAUGGUUAAAAUGGUAAAUAAAUAAUAACAUAAAUAUUAUCGUUUUACAGCUGAUCGUGAGAAUGAGUUUUUGAGUACUCAUUUUUGGAAAUGCCAAUGAGUAUUUAAAGCCUGUAAAAUGGUGUUUCGGCCAACACAAGUUUUCCUUUACGUAUAUAUAUAUAUAUAUAUAUAUACACACACAGACACACAGUUGAUUUUCUAAGUGAAAAUUAGUUAAAACAUUCUUAAAUAUAGUAUUUUUCUGAAAAUUAUGGUAAACAAUUUUUUAUUUGCAGUGUUUAACAUAUUGGAAAAUAUAAAAUGUGCUACAACUUUUGCACAGGCCACAUUUUAUGUUUAAUUUGUUUUCUAAUAUGUCAAGUAAAUAAACAGUACGUUUACUGUGUUCUCAGUAGAGGAAGAUUUAAUUUAUUUUCACUUGGAAAGUUAAUAAAACAGAAUUUGACCAGGCGCCCACAAUUUGUACGUAUUUAGUGCAUGUGACGUUUUCCCUCAUUCACUCUGUUGUGUUUUCAGAAAAUACAUUAAAUAUUUGUUUUUUUGAAAAAA